This is a messenger RNA of Laccaria bicolor S238N-H82, 183 nucleotides long. RefSeq lists its product as uncharacterized. NCBI's taxonomy places the organism in Eukaryota, Fungi, Basidiomycota, Agaricomycetes, Agaricales, Hydnangiaceae. The coding region runs from base 1 to 183 and encodes 60 amino acids. The record is from RefSeq and is a predicted model, not a curated record. The transcript has 2 exons.
AUGCGUACUUGGUGCGAAGAAGCGAUUUUUCUGGGCAUCGUAACGAUCUGGACAGUUGUCAUUUUGGGUUCGCCGGGGGAGUCAGAGUGGCCGGUUCAGCGACGAUUCAGCAAACGGUUCAGAAUCGAUUCAAAGAUGUUGAAUUCUUGUCUGAACCGUGGGAACACACUGAAUCAUCACUGA